Molecule: messenger RNA, 2424 nt
Organism: Hydractinia symbiolongicarpus
Lineage: Eukaryota; Metazoa; Cnidaria; Hydrozoa; Anthoathecata; Hydractiniidae
Exons: 1
Coding region: 1-2424 (807 amino acids)
Source: RefSeq, a predicted model, not a curated record
AUGUUAUCGUUCAAAGAAAGUCCAUUUAUGCGGCGACCAAGUCUACCAUCCAGCGACGCAACCUUCAUUUUGAAUGGUUUAGAAAAUUUAAUACCAAAUUUGAACACCAUUAUCAAGAAAAUGCUAAAUUUGGAUCUCCCCGUACAUUCUCAGCAACGCCGUCAUUCUAUGAAUGAUAUACCGAUGAUCGAAGUCAAACCACCGUCACCAGGGACACCACCGACACGACGUCCGUCAUAUAUUGCAGAUAACCUAAAUAAAGUUUUAAACGAAACUCUUGAAAUUUGUAGAAUAAAGAUUCGUCGCUGCUCUGCGCCAUCAAUGCAAUCAUUUCUCGACGUCGAAAAGCCGACGGAUAAACCACGUCGAGUGUCGAUGCCGUGUAUUUCAGCUGAACAUUUGCUACAAGUUCCAAAACCGAGUAAAAAUAAACGAAGACAACGUCGUCAUAGUUUACCAUCUGUAGCACUUUCGUCACAAAGUGACGACGCAUUAAAGCCGCCUGGGAGACGAAAUAAGCGGCAUAGCGUGACGAACUUUUCGUCGGGUCAAGAUCUAUAUUCUGCAUACAGAAGCCAAACAAAUAUUCCAUUUAAAGUUCAUGAAAUUUAUAUCUCUGGCAAUCAUAAUAGCUUGGUACACUUAGAAAAAAACAUAAAUAAUGACGUAAUUAAUAACGAUGACGUCAUAGUAAACAUGGCAGCUAGUAUUGAAUCAAAACAAAGCGGUUCACGCGAGAUCAAAAAAGAUUUUUCAGUUCAUACAUCGUAUGACGUCAAUUAUCAUGUACCGGUAACACAGGAUGGAGAGAGACAAUUAAAAACCGAGUCAGCUGAUUAUUCAAAUAGCUUUUUAUUACACGAGAGUGAAAAGCAAUUAAAAAAUAAUAAGGGCUUGGAAAAUUCAUUGAUUAACGAGACGCAAAGCUGUAAAACUUUUAACACAAUUAAUUCGCAGGACGCGCUUGAAAAUCAACUUAAUUUACAAGACAACGGUGAUUCGAAUAUCACGGAAGACUUCAAAAAGUUGAGAAGUGGAUUUAUUGAACAAACAUUUAUACGAGAAGUUACGCCUUAUCGUCACAUAUCAAGCUGUGAAAGUUUUAAUAACAAUACAAUCAAAUUACAAGAUUUGAAUAAUCGAGAUAAAAACAACAAUAGUAGUUGUCUCGAUUAUACAGACUUGAAGAAUAAAGGCGGUUGUAUCGAAACAAACGGUUUUUGUGGUGUAGCUAAGAAUACUUCACUUGGCUCGCAACAAUUAAUUGAACGUUGUGAAGAUUUCGAAACACGAGAACUACUUAAUGAGCAUAAAGAGUUACACGCACAGAAAGAACGCAACGUGCAACAGAAGCUAGAAGAGAAAAAGAAUAUUAAAAGUUUUUCAAGUAAAAUGAAGUUCGACGUGAAAACAGAAUCUCUUAUCGACUUUAACGUAACAGAAGAAAUGAUCGAUAUAAAGAAAUUUCAGGAUCGAGAAAAAUUAGUGCUCGAUUUGAGUGUGAACGACGAGUUGUUCCACACGACAACGACAGCUGAUGUUGAUGUCACUUUAACCGAUGACGUCGUUAAUAAUAGAGAAAAUGCGAUAUCGUCGGAAAAUACCGGAAAUUGGUUAAUUGACGCCAACAGCAAAACAGAUUCCAAAGUUACUAAAUAUAAUGAGAGAUCUUCUAACAAAAACAAAAUUGAAUCCUUGUCUGCUACUAGCUCCCCGACUAAAAGUCAUUUACCGGAACCACUAGAAAAGGCUAGCAGCAUGUCUCAUUUAGACAACUUUGUACGAACAUCGAAACAUUUACUUCAGCGGGGACAGCGAGCAAUUUCAUUACAUGAAGAUUCUAUAAAACACUCAGAUAUGUUUAAUUCAUUAGGUUCCACCCGUCAACCCGGUAGUCAUGGCAACCUUGAAGAAAAAACGUCAGGCUCUUUAGAUGAAUUAGAGACAAACCAGAAAUUACGACCAGUUCGAAUGAACAAAGAAUUUGCGAACGCUAUGUUUCGCAAAGCAGUCAGUUUGUGCGAACUACAAAACAUGAAACUGAAAGAAAACAUGGCAAAGAUUGAAAAAAGAUUUAUUUCGACUGAAGUUAUCAGCAAAGACGUCGAAGAAGACACGGAUGAGUGGUUUCCACGUCUGUCGUACAAAGAUUGCUCGUCUUGUACGUCAUGUCGGUCAAGAUCGUCGUCAUAUCAUUCGCUGCUUUACGAUGAAGACACGGCAACGAAUUAUCAAAUUUAUCAGCCGACGGUAUGUGACGUUGAUGAUAACACGAAAAUCACGUCAAAAAAUAACGACGAAACGGUUUCUCCGACCGAUAAAAUGGCGGCCUUUAAGUCGAAAAAGGACAUGUUUGUGAAGCAAAGCCACACAGCUUUGGGGAGUUUUAAAGAGAAACUUCGGAGAACAAAAUCCAAAACAUAA